This is a messenger RNA of Scaptodrosophila lebanonensis, 8315 nucleotides long. Its product is annotated as trithorax group protein osa. Lineage: Eukaryota; Metazoa; Arthropoda; Insecta; Diptera; Drosophilidae. The transcript is spliced from 10 exons. Gene Ontology annotation, molecular function: MAP kinase scaffold activity. The record is from RefSeq and is a predicted model, not a curated record. The coding region runs from base 160 to 7815 and encodes 2551 amino acids.
UCUUGCGAGCCUUGAAAUUCACAAAUUGAUGGCAUUGGUUUCGAAUGAGCACACAACUGAUUGAGUUUUAUGGUUGACAUUGGCGUGAAAUGCACUAAAGAGUGAACUGAAGUUCGACUUUAAGCAAAAACAAAAAGAAAGGAAACAAAACAUAAUACAAUGGCCACCAGUACGCUGCAAGCGCAGCCUGCAACAACAACGGCAACAACAACAGCAGCAACAAUUGCUGCCAAGAAUCCGCAAUUGAAACGCGUCGUCUAUUCCAAGUAUCGUGAAUUACUGGGCUCGUACAAUGAUAAGGCGAAUGCCAUUAUUGAUACGCUACCCGCCUAUAUGGUGCGAGAGGAUCGUGGAUUUCAGCACAUGGAUCCAGAGACCUAUGGACAACGCGGCGCUGGAGGUGGGUAUGAGGCGCCUGCCUGCGUACAGAACGCGAUGAUGACAAAAGACAAGAAGCCCUUCACCUACACGCCUGGCGGCAUCGAUCUUUCGCAAAUCAAGUCGGAGCGUAUGGCCAAGCGGCUGGCGCGGAAUGCGCAGGCGGAGGGCGCCACUGGAGCCUCACAACAGAACAGACCAGCACAGCCUCUGUCGCCGAGUGGUGGGGGCGGCGGCCAGGCCGCUGCUGCGAUGGGCGCUGCAGCGCUUGGGAUGCCCUUUCAGGUGCUGCCGCCACCACCACCGCCACCACAGCCGGGACUGGGACAGGGACAGGGACAGGCCGGUAAGAAGCCCACAAAUGGCAACAAUGUUGCUGCACCCCCACCGCCACCCCCACAAAGCACAUUAGCGCCGCCAUCGGGUCGCGUCAGUGCGCCCGGUUCGCCGGCCACCGCACGCAAGUCACCCACCCCGCAGCGUUUUGAGCCGCCACCGCUGGGUUUCCGGCCAGAAAUCAAAAUACCACCCAAUCCGAUGGCUGCGCUGCGCAAAGUGCCACCACCGGUGGAGAAGAACACCUUCUGGAAGGAUGAGUAUGUCAAGGAGCGUUCGAAGAGCCCCAAUCCGGAAGCCGCGGUUCCGGUGGCGGCUCCCCCAAGCGCCUCCUACAAUGGCAACAAUGAUUACAGCAACAACAACAGCAGUAACAGCAACAGCAUUGAUGCCGUUGAUGCCUUCAAGCGUGCAAAUGCCACGCCCACAUUGAACACACAACCGGCCACGCCACAGAGUUUCGACAGCAACAACUACAACAAUGGCAACUUCAACAGCUACAACAAUAACAACAACAGCUACACGCCCUACACACCCACAGCCCAGCAGCAGCAGCAACAGCAACAACAAUACCAGUUGCCCUCACCCAAGACACCACCAUUGCAGCAACAGCAGCCCACACCACCGGCAACACCACCGCAGCAGCCACGGCAAGAAUUCCGCAGCGUGCCAAUGCCACAGUCCCCCGCAGUCAAUGUUUACACACGUCCGGCGGAAGCCCCGCACUCUCCCUUCGAGCAACAACAACAACAACAACGCGCGACCAAAAGUCCUUUCCGCUAUGUCCAGCAGCAGCAGCAGCAACAACAACAACAGCAGCCAGCGCAGCAACAGCAAUCGCCAAGCCAACGUCCACCCACAGCCAUUUCACCACUGGCCCAACCACAGCCACCACAACAGGCACCAUCGCCAGCACCAGUACAGACUGUGCCUUGGCGCACCCAACGAGCUGUCACUCCUGCACAGCCACAACAACAACAACAACAGCAGCAGCCGCAGCCAACGCAUCCGCAGCCUAUUUUCAAUAAUGUGCAGCAGCAGCAACGAUCUCGCGAUGUAUUCAGCCCAGCCAGAACAGAAACAGCACCACCACCACAGCAACAGUAUCAGGCUCCGAAACCGAGCAAUAUUGGUUCCUUGUACAUAGCGCCAUUGGCGCAGCCGACGGAGCCGCAGGCCCAGCGCAUUGUUCAGCAAGUGGCACGUGAUUCGCCGAUGCGCCAAUUGCCACAGCAGCAGCCACAACAGCAACAACAACAACAGCAGGGUGGUCAACCACUCCGUUGGCUCAGCUCUCAGCCAGCGAGCAAGGAGCAGGCGCCCUGGGCCCGUGCCGAAGAGAAUGGCAACGUAUUGCCCUCAAGUUUGCGGCAGACAACACCAGCACCACAGGCUGUUAUUUCUCAGCAGCAACAGCAACCGCCGGCGCCACAGUCGACUCCAUACUAUCAGCCCCAACUCGUCCAGGGUAAUGGCUUUGGACAAGCACCGAGCCAGCAAAACUUUGGAUCAAACGCACAACCUAGCGGUCUGCGUUUGCAGAUAAAUACGAAUGCCAAUGUGGCAGCCACCAACAUUGUGAAUCAAAGUGGUCCCCGGGAGCGCAUUAUACCAAUUACAUUGGAGCAAACGCCCACCUAUGCCGCUGCGCAGCCCAACUUUGGUGGUUAUAACAACUAUCCAGCAUCCACACAGUCGCUCGCACAGUGGCGCGAACCGAGCAUUCAGCGCGUAAUAUCGCCCACACAACAACAACAACAGCUGGUCAACAACACCAACAACAACAAUACACGCACUAUACCCAUUUCGAUAGAGGGAGGACGAGGUGGACCUGUUUCGCAGUCGCCGGUGGUACUACAAAACGAUCCACGCUCACCACCCAUACAAUCGAAAUCGUUUAGAAUUUUACAAAAGAUAACCGAUACAGUAGACGAUGUUGGCGUUGGCAAUGCCAAGCCAGAGACCCCCAAACUUGAAGAUCAGCCAGCGCAAUUACAGCGCCCCCAGUUCGCGCGUCAGAUGAGCGCCCAACAGGCACGCAAUAGUCCGACCAUUGAGCAAAUGCGACGCAUGCAAAUAUCACAGGAUCAGCAGACGGUUACGAGUUCGCCGCCAGUGGUAUGGUCGCAGCAAGGUAAUGGCGUUGGUACGCAAAAUCGUUAUACACAACAACGCUCCAUAUAUGACACACCACAACAGCAACAACAAUAUAUCCCACCCAGUGAACAACAAGCACCGGAACCGAAAAAAUAUACCGGUAGCGCUAUACCCAGUCGAUCAUUCAAAAUUUUACAGGCAAUGACCACACCGGAAAAUGCCGAACAUAAAAUUCACACCGAGCUGGACUCGGAUUUGGAUAAACUAGAAUUGAACGAAACCACAAAUAAUAGUGAUAAUAAUAAUUAUAAUAAUGAAAAUAAUCGAAAUAACAAUAAUAACAAGCACAACAAAGAAAUUAACAGUGAUUCUAAAAAACGUCAUAGUUACACACCCACAUCCACAUCCACACCCACACCGCCGCCUAGCACGAACACAAGCAUAUCUCAAGACACACACUCAUCCAAUUCAUCACUUAGUUCGGACAGUUCUUGUCCGCCACAGCCUCCGCGGUCGCAGUCGGUGCCGCCGCAAUUCCCUUAUCCCUAUGGCUAUCCUUAUCCCUGGUACAUGCCUCCACCUCCUGCUGUAGCGACAAAUUCAGCGGGUCAGGUUAAUGGGGAAUCGCCGUGCGUUCCUCCGCCAAUGCCUCCUCAUAUAUUGAAUUGGCCUUAUCCUUAUCCCUAUCCACCGCCACCACCCCCUUCAACGGACGGCAAACAGACGGACGUUUAUCCACCCUAUCCCUAUUACUAUCCCUACUAUCCACCCCCACCCCCUUACGGUCAAGCACCGACCACAGGAGAGGGCCAACAGCCAACAGUGAGUUAUCCCAGCUUUCCCCCACCGUAUGGGGCAUAUCCCUACCCUGUAGCACCCAGUUAUAGUCAGAGUUCUACUGAGAGUCGCGCUAGCAGCGUACUACCAGAUAUUAUAAUCACACCUAGCACCGAUGAUGUGCCGUCGCAGAUCAUUAUGCAGCAUCAUAUCAAAGUGGAGCCCCGUGAGCCACCCAAACGUGCGCACUCGGUUGAGAUAGAAGAGGUUUCUUCCCGGCCAAAGAAUCGCAACAUAUGCAACAAUAGGCAGGAGGUUAUGGACGUACUGAAUCAGCGAUUAGCGAGCAUUAAUAAGAUCUCAGGUGGAAACACCCAAGCAAACCUAUCAAAGCAACUACAGAAGAACUAUGCUGGCGAGCAGUCAAAAAAGCUGGGAGACCGGUCGUCUAGUGAAAAUGCAUCCCCGGUACAAGUAGACAAGAAACUGGAAGACGAUGACAGCUCUGUGGACGAUAGCAGUGAUGACGAGGUCACACCGAAGCAUGCACCAAGUCGUCCAGCCCCGCUACAAGCAAUCAAGUCAGUCACCAAUGUUCAGAUCUAUAAGGGUCUAGGCAAGCAACUGGAAGAAUUGGAAUCGGAAAGUGAUAGUGACAGUGAUAGCGACGAGGAUGAUGUGACCACUGCGGACGGAGAGAGCGAAAUCUUUGACGAGGAGGUUGCCGAAGAGGAAGGAUUAGUUGAAGAAAUAGACGACUAUAUGGUCGAAGAAGAUUUGAGUGUUAUCUACGAGGAAGAAAGUGAAUUAGAACGUAGUAGUGAGUACGCCAAAACAGUUAUCAAACGAGAUGGGUCAAACGUCAGCGAUGCUACCAUCGGAGACCGUCACAUUGACGAGCUGGACAAGCAAAUUGAAGAGAACGACAAUGCAGAUGGUAAUGAUGAUGACGAUGAUGAGUCUAAUUCGGUCACUGUACGGCUGCCAUUACGUUUCUCCUUCAGUCGCAGCUCAAAUGAUGAGAAUAUUGCCACUGUGGAGGUAGGCAACACAACACAAUUGGAAGAAAAACGAAAUAGUAUCAGCCUAGAUAAAAAACGUUGCUCCUUCAGCAUAGCCAAGGUAGACAGCGAGUCUGAGCCAGAGGAUGGAGACAAUGACUGUGAAGUUAGCGUGACUAUUAGUCUGUCCAAUUCAUCGCGUUCCAAUUCGUUGGAUCUGCAGGCUAAGCCCAGCUCUGUACAGGAUAUUGCUACACCUGUGGUGAGCAACGAAGAUGUCUCAGCAUCCUUCUCAUUAGGAAUGCGCAAUAAAUUUUUGGGCGAGACCAAAACUGGAGAAGUGACAAAUAACAUUGCCUUAGUUGAGGAUGUGAAUGAAGUGGAUACAAAAGUGACUACAGAAGCAGAACCCAAGGAAGAGUUCGAUUUCUUCGCCACACUAAUGGCUACCAAAAUGCAAGCACAAAAAAUGAUGGAGCAGUCAAAGAAUUUUUGGAAAGUACCUGCCAGUAAGCCUGUGGAGCCAGUAGCAGAAAAGAAUGCUACGGAUUCGCCCAUUUUGAGAAGCAAACCCAGUGAUGCACAACAAAGGCCUAGACCGAAAUCGUGCGACAUGACUAAAACAAAGGCGUCCCUAGAAGCAGCCAAGAACAGCUUCUGGUCCACUUUUGAAGCAGCUGCAAAGGAGCCAGAGCCACAAACCGAGUCAGCAGAGCCAGAAGGGGAAACAGAUUUCUGGUCACACUUAGAAAAAAACGAGGAAGAGAUGCAAUGGACUAAGAAAAAGAAAACAGUUACAUACACCCCAUUGCAACGGGAGAAUAUAAAGAUAAUAGAUCAUUGUGUUUCUACACUUAAACCAAAAAUUGACGUCAUGCCGCAUGCACAAAAUGCUGUGAUUAGUUUUGUAGAGGAACAGACUCCAAAGGCAGAUACAAUAGUUCAGGAAGCAGAAGAAGAAGACGAGGAAGAGGAGGAAGAUUUCUGGGCCUCGAUUGAACAAGAAAAAACUGCUAAUUCCAGCAGAAAUUAUUUUCCCCGUCAGGAACAAGAUUUCCAAGAAAACCAGGAAAAUCAACAUGAACAGCCCUUAGAGCAGCAUGAGCAAGAUGAUGAGGAUAUCGAUUUCUGGGCGGAUAUCAAACCCACCAAUGACAACAGUGAGAGUAAUAAUGUACCAGAGUUCCAAUUCGAUCCCACUAAAUACCCGGAGGAACCACGUGAAGUUGAUACCGAUGAGGAAAUUGAUUUCUGGGCUGAAAUUGAAGCAAAUCGCAAGAACGACGAUGAUGAUGUGACCUUCCACAAAUCGGCCACAUUCUGGGCACGCAAGGAGCGACAAAGCUCGGUGGAGGAGACUCCCUAUAAGCCCGUGGAAACCAAAGCUUUUCGCGCCAAGCUGCCUGAUGAGCCUGCUGUCGAAAUUGAUGUGUGGGCCACUCUAGAGGCUGCUCGUGGCGAAGAACCACAAAUAGUUGAUCCGAUCAUUGAAGAAGAAAACGUCUUAGCAGAGCAGUACGAUGAAUUGGAACAUGAAGAAGUGGUCGAUGAUAAGGAAGAAAUUCCUACUCAAGAGCUGGAAGAGUGUCCCAGCACUGAGACGACUCUAAAUCGCGAUAACACUAUGUCUUUAGCCUCCAUGCAUGAGCCAGCAACAGUGCACACCUGGAUGCCCUACACACCAACAGUUGAGUCAACAGCCAAUAACGACGAAGAUGAGCCCGACUUUUGGGCUGAUAUUGAACAGGACCGAGUUAACAGGGAGGAGGUGGAAGAAGCCGAACAGAAACGACACAAUUAUCGCAAAGCUAUGGCUUUCUUUAGCACUUCCAUUGAUGAGCAUAAAGAACAACAGGCGACAGAGCCAUACAAGCCUAUUGAAAAGACCACUCAAAGUGGAAGCGUUAUACCAGAAGAAACCGAAACUCCACAUAACACAGAUGACUCAGCAGAAUUUGAUUUGGGUCCACCUGGUGGAUAUGUGAUAAUUGGUGAAGAUGGAGCAGUAGUUGAAGAGCAUAAGCCAUUCCCUGCUGAUCAAGAGGAGGAACGUGCCUCUGCCACGCCCACCAAUAUCGAGCGUCCACUACCCCAGGUUUAUGUAGAACCACAGCCAAAGCCACAGUCGAAGCGUCUACCAAAUGGACUGCCCGAUCUCGAAGUAAACACUGAAGUAGCUCCUAAAAUUUCGGUGCGUGAGCGCAUUAAUGUCUUUGAAACGACCUCAGAUACUACCACUACAAAUAGCAAUCCCACAACAACUAUAGCUUUGCCACCCAAGGGAAAGGGCUUUUCCACCCAUUCGCUUUCGGUGGAGAGCUGCAAAGGCACUCUCUCACGCAAUAGUAGCACGCAGCGUUCGGAAUCAGAGAUCGAAGAGGACGACUCUGGCGUUACGGAUAUGAACAGACAGUUGUCGGAGACAGACACUGAGUCCGAAAGCUUCCCCGAGCUGCGCAAAAUGACGAGCUACCAACGCGCCGCCACACAUUCCAGACUUUUUAAACUCUUGCAGGACGAGAACGACAUACCCGAGGGAGAAGUCAGCCAGCCAGAUGAGUUCCAAUUCAAGCCCAGCAGACGCAAAAUUGUGCAUAAUGUGUCCAUCACACGUCGUCAGAACCCCAAUGCUCUGGCCGAUGCAGAGACCAUGACACAGCGCCGGGAACGUCUCUCACUGCCGUUGCGCAAGAAUACAAGCAUUGAUGCGGACAACCCCUCGACCCCAAAUAGUCCAGCCUCGCCCAUUAUGGGCCAGCCUCACAAUCAGCGGGUUGUGAGCGAUAAGUUGGUCAAUGAGCUGGUCCAGAGCCUGCUCUUGAAAAACGACAGCACACAUUUGCGCAACCUUCCGAUGGAACGCUUGCAAGCAGCGGCCAAGCGUGCUCUAGUUGAGGAAAUGGACUCAUUGGAUAACACCUCCGGAGACAGCACUCCGGCGAUAACACCGAAACAGGACAAAGAAUAUGCUGACUAUUACAACAGUUGGUCUGAUGCCACAGGCGCCGAAGAAAUUGUGCCCUCCAAGGCAUUCCGUACGCUACAGGAUGCUCGCCGCAGCCCCUGGACUGCGCGCUGCCCCCGAGUGUUGAGCUCUAAGACUAUUAACCGGGACCUGUCGCGUGUAACAGAGUCACCGGAAAUCGUUAGCAGUAGGGGCAGCAAAAGCCCCGAAUGCUUUCGACAGUCACGGGAAAAGUCAGUGAGCAGUUGGCGCAAACUCUGAGUGGGAGGUAAUAGGAUUAGCGUUGGCUGUUUGUACAUAGGGGCGGGUCUCUUAUAGUCUUUAGUAGUACUUGUAGUUUGAAUGGGCGACAUUGCAUUUAGCGUGGUUCACAACCAUAUAACAGUCACUGCCCUUUGCUCCUUCCCUUGAGAAGGAUGGCCAGAAAUUGCAUUUUUCAUUGAACUCACUGUACAUUUUAAAUCACUCAGAAUAUUAAUAAACUAAAUACAUAUCUAAUAAAUAAUGUAAAUAAACAAAAUAUCUGACAAAUCAAACCAAAACCAAAUCAAGUAAAAAUCGUUCAUUCGUUGGUUCGUUCGUUACCUCAGUAAAGCGUUAAAUCUUCGCCAGUCAUUUUUCAAAAAUAAUAAUAAAAACCAACUAUUUCAACAUUCUCGAGCAAACAUAAUAAAAACCGAAAACCAAUAAUUACCAAACUGCCACAAUAAAAACAAUUUCAUCAUCUCAAUGAUAUUGUAAAACUCGUUCAAAAUCCUAAG